AUGGCCUUGUCCACCGGGCAUGUUGCCAGCCAGCUACGGCACCUCAUCUAUUACCAACUCGACAAUAACUUAAUUCGCAAUGCCCUCUUCCUCGCUUCGCGCCUCCACGCCUAUGAACCGCGAUCCUUUGAGGCCCAAUUUCUGCUCGCCCUUUGCCAUCUACACAACGGAGAAGUGAAGGCAGCAUUCGAAUGCAGCCAGGCUUCGGGCUCGCGUGGUCUACAUGCUGGUUGUGCUUAUGUCUUUGCUCAGGCUUGCUUGGACUUGGGAAAAUACUUGGAUGGUGUUACUGCUCUGGAGCGCAGUAAAUCUCUCUGGGCCUCCAAGAACCACUGGAACAAGCAUAGUGAAACUCAGCGACAGCACCUUCCUGAUGCUGCAGCCGUUUAUUCUCUGCAGGGGAAACUUUGGCAUGCACACAAAGAUUUAACCAAAGCAGUUGACUGCUAUGUGGAGGCUCUGAAAUUGAACCCCUUCAUGUGGGACGCAUUCCUGGGGCUUUGCGAAACAGGUGUCAAUAUUCGGGUCCCAAAUAUCUUCCAGCUCAGCCCAGAACUUCUUGCAAUAAUAUCUUCGUCGCCGGAGGAAAUAGCUACUGCGCCAGACAAUGUGGCUUAUGAAGAAGGGACUUUCCCCAUGGAGCCUCCUGGUAACCCUGAAUCUGACCCUUUUAUGGUCUCUGCCUCGCGUGGCGAGUCUGACACCACAUUUGGGAGCUCUGCUCUUUGGGAAAAGCUGAAUGGGAGCUCCGCCAAUUUUGCUGCUGUGGCACAGCCGGUUUUCCACGAAGGAAUGGAAACACCAGGUGCACAGAGCAGUGGCUCUGAUGACUUCCGCAUUGCGAAUGGCGUCACUGACCCAGAAGCUGGAUGGGAAGCACCCUUGGCCCCAGCUCGAAAGACGCGGACAAUCCAAACUAUGAGCCUUGACCAUACCGGGCAACCUCCUCCGCGAAUGCGUCCAACAGGCAUCAGACCUCGACACAAAACACGAACCGAACCAGAAACCCAGCCGACUGCUCCCGUAGAAAGGGAUCCCACUCUUGUAUCAAGAUUCGGCGACCGAAAACGCACAGUCUCUGGGCAAGUCGCACAUCCCCUUCCUUCGUCACAACCAACGGAACCAGGUGCUCCACAGCGCCGAAGCGUUCGACUCUUCAACCAGAUCAAACCUACAACCAGCAAGCUCUCCAACGGCACGCUUACUGGCAGAGAUGGCCGCGAGAUGAAGAAGUUAAGAGGUGGGCCUACGAAAGGACGCGCAGGAAGUGCGCCCACUGUCGGCCGUGUCGUGAGUGGCAAUCGAAAACCCGUGGAGACACCCGACAAUGACGAGCUCGAAGCCUUGGAUUGGCUUUUGGGUCUUUUCAAUAAACUUGCAUCUGGAUAUUUCGCAUUGAGCCGUUACAAGUGUGCGGACGCCAUCAGCUCUUUCAAUUCUCUCUCCCAAGGGCAGCGUGAAACCCCUUGGGUUUUGUCUCAACUUGGACGGACCUAUUUCGAACAAGCAAGCUACACGGAAGCUGCCAAGUACUUUUCCAGGGUUCAAAAAUUAGCGCCCUUCCGCAUUGAGGAUAUGGAAAUCUAUUCGACUGUUUUAUGGCAUCUGAAAAGUGAUGUAGAACUGGCUUACUUGGCCCAUCAGCUACUUGAAGCUGAUCGCCUAUCCCCUCAGGCGUGGUGUGCUAUUGGCAACUCUUUCUCUCAUCAACGGGAUCACGAUCAAGCACUCAAGUGCUUCAAGCGUGCGACUAUGCUCGAUCCUGGAUUUGCAUAUGCUUUCACGCUACAAGGACAUGAAUAUGUCGCUAAUGAAGAAUAUGACAAGGCGUUGGAGGCCUAUCGCCACGGAAUCAACGCUGACAAUCGACAUUACAAUGCUUGGUACGGACUGGGGACGGUGUAUGAUAAGAUGGGCAAGCUCGACUUCGCUGAACAGCAUUUCCGUAAUGCAGCCAGCAUUAACCCGACGAAUGCGGUGCUCAUUUGCUGCAUUGGUCUGGUAUUGGAAAAAAUGAACAAUCCCCAAGAUGCGCUGGUUCACUACGGUCGAGCCUCCUCGCUAGCCCCUCACUCGGUAUUAGCCAAGUUCCGCAAGGCGCGCGUACUCAUGAAGCUACGCGAAUACAAGUUUGCUUUGGCGGAAUUGAAGGUCCUGAAGGACAUGGCGCCGGAUGAAGCAAAUGUGCAUUACCUUCUUGGGAAGCUUUACAAAAUGCUCCACGACAAGGCCAAUGCUAUCAAGCAUUUCACGGCGGCCUUGAACUUGGAUCCAAAGGCUGCACAAUACAUCAAGGACGCAAUGGAGUCGUUGGACGACGACGAUAUGGAGGAUGAGGACAUAGCGUAG
Molecule: messenger RNA, 2349 nt
Organism: Penicillium mononematosum
Lineage: Eukaryota; Fungi; Ascomycota; Eurotiomycetes; Eurotiales; Aspergillaceae
Product: anaphase promoting complex subunit bimA
Exons: 5
Coding region: 1-2349 (782 amino acids)
Biological process (GO): cell division
Molecular function (GO): protein binding
Source: RefSeq, a predicted model, not a curated record